AUGGCUACCCUCAGCGACGACGAUGUCGAGAAGCUCUUCUCCGGAGCCCCCCAGUACUUUGCUCGCUCCGAGGGCCAUUAUACCGGUGCCCCGCACCCCUCCGUCGCCUUUCCCUGGGAUGAGUCUCUGGAGAUCCGCGACUUGAACGAUCAUGUCCAGAUCGAAGACGCAGCCUGGAGCUGCAUCACGGCCUGGCCUCACAUCACAAGGGACAUGAACUCCAAUCCCGCCGCCAUCAGAUGCGCCAAGGAGAGAAAACGGGCCCACUUUAACCCGCGAUGUCGAGAACGGCCUAACAUGCUGAGUAUGCAAGGGUUGGAGAAGGGCACCAUGGGGUACCAGGCUGCUCUCGAGAUGCCCGUUGGCGAUGCGCUCCAAGAAGAACAGUUCGGCUUCGAUAGCCUCGGAUCCAAGGCCAACGCCAUCGUCGAGCAGCGCCAGAGGAUGCUGGCCUCCAAAGAUGGUCUACGCCGCCUUGAGGAGACGGCCAUCUUGGAUCAGCUCAUCAAGAACGCCGACAGGUACAAGGAGAACAAGGCCCACAGGAACAUCCACAACACAUUGUAUAACGAAUUGUUCCUGGGCAUCCUGCAUCCCCCAACCCGUGUCAUUGACCACCACGACCCAUAUAGUCUCUCUGUCCAGAUUCAGGCCCUUGUAAAGGUACUUGCCACGCCCAAUGUCUGGGUCGACUUCUCCCACGUCGAAUGGAGAAUCCGCUUGGGCCAGAUCCUGUGGGGCUCUUUCGAGGGCGACGAGCUCGAAACCGAGGUUGACAUCGAGGAUGCCGAGACCAACGAUGAGCGUAAGGAAGAGAGAUACUGGCUGCUGCUCCAGAUCCUCCUCGCAUGCGAGCUUCUCAUCAGACUCGAUGCCAUCACCGAGGGUGAAGAGCUUGGAAUCGAGAGCAUCAGACCAGCAGAGAUCAAGCGAUUUGAGAAAGAUGCGAAUGCGACGGUUAAGUGGUCGUUGCACCUUGCGCGCGCCUGGCUCGAAAACAUUGAAAUUAUCGAGAGAAAAGUCGAUCCAACGAGCACACACAAACGCAACUCGAGUGGAUGGCUCGCAUCCUUGACAGGGAAGAUGAGCCUGCAUCCCAACAGCAGCCACGCCCACUCGCACGGUGGUAUCUCCGUGUACACCAUCCAGGGACGGUAUUGCGAACGUCAGGUCAACGGUCUUACCAACUUCGCGAGAAAACUGCGUUGGCCUGAUAUCGAAUCGGACUCGUACGCCGAGCAGAUCUCGGACACGGUCAACAAGGUGUCCGAAGCGACGCCGAUUCACACGCCUGCGGAGACGCCAAUGAGUAUUGACACGAAGAGGUCGUCCUACUUCGGCGGCGGCAGGACCGAAGCGAAGGUCACUCGUCAUCCGUCCGGAAAGCACAAGAUUUCAGCAGCCCUGCACCCUUCGGGUUGGCUGUCAAAGUCUUACGUGUCAGGCUUGAUGCUACCCGGCGAAGGGCUGUAUCACUUGAUCAUGUCCACUCUCCUGGAGAACGACAAGGAAGCGAUGGCUAAACUGGGCCCAAUGGCCAACCUCUGCGGUGGUUUUGUAUACCGCGGAAAGAGUUUCUGGAGCACAGCGUGCAUUGUUGGCCGUGUUCUGGCCGCUGGUCAGGGUUCCGCGCAGUGCAUGGGAUGGAUCUCGAGCGACAUCACCCCCCAAGGCCAUGGGGACGGCUGGCUCAACAUCGACGUUGCCGAAGUAUCAGAGGACAUGAAGAAGACUGGCAAGCAGGCUAGGCUCUGGGGUAAGACGCACGUCGAGCGCGAGUCGUGUGUCUUAGGCGACGCGGACCCCAGCUCGGUGUUGCCCGCUGACUUUAUCAUCCCUUACGAAAACAACUAUUCCGAGCCGCCUCCUAGCCUGAGCAUCUCACUGCUGUCGCUCAACCUUUCCAAGCCCAUAGAUUCGGCCCAAUCUACUCCGACGGAGGAGACAGUGAUGACCCCGUUCUCUGACGCGACUAGAGCCCCUGAACUCUACACAUACCCGUCGUCCAUCUCGUUUUCUGUUGGCCCCCUUGGAGGCGAGGCAAAGGAGUACAGCUUCGCGCUGACCAAAGAUAUCCACUUCGUCACGGCUCAUCCGUGUCAUCCCUCGUCUCGUGUUAGGGUCUUGAGGUCGCCUUCCAGCCCUACCAUUCAGCAAAUUGAUGUAGACGGUAGCGGCGUCGGCGGUCAGAGCUCCAAGCCAGCCACCGUCACGGGACACCCCCUGCACAAGUUGUUCACGUAUACCGUCAUUCACCUUUCGGAGCUGCUCGAGAAGCCUGAAGCCUCACUGAACGAUCUCCUCCUCAACACGUCCUCUGUCCGACGGCCCUCUCUAACUCCCGUCAUGAACACCACACCCCGCGUUCUGGUGAUUGACUGCAUAACAGGCUUCAAACGUCAGCCGCCGACGCAGGAGACACCCACGUCACCCGUUCUUGAGCGUACCGCUAACGGUGCCAAUCUCGCCACGGCGAAUAUGCACCUCGAGUCACGGCGCCGUCAGUUUGGCAGUGACAUGGAGAUUCUAGUCCGAGCCUUUUGUGCGGAGAAGGGCUGGAAUGCCAUCAUCUCGAGGCGCAGGCGGGGGUGCCUCGCCUGCGCCAUCAGGGAGGCCGGCGCUCUGGCUUGGAAAGUCAUCAUUCGCGUUGACUAA
Molecule: messenger RNA, 2655 nt
Organism: Colletotrichum higginsianum IMI 349063
Lineage: Eukaryota; Fungi; Ascomycota; Sordariomycetes; Glomerellales; Glomerellaceae
Exons: 3
Coding region: 1-2655 (884 amino acids)
Source: RefSeq, a predicted model, not a curated record